Messenger RNA from Racocetra persica, 356 nucleotides. The record is from the annotation of a GenBank genome assembly. Lineage: Eukaryota; Fungi; Glomeromycota; Glomeromycetes; Diversisporales; Gigasporaceae.
CAAACAAAUUAGAUAAAUUUUCAAAUUUAAGCAAUUCAGAAAAAUUAAAUGAAUAUUCAAAUAAUUUAAGCAAUUCAGAACGAUACUCAAAUAAAUCAAAUGAAUUAGAUCAAUAUUCUAGUGAAAGUUCAAGUAAAUCAGAUAUAGAUUGGGUUAUUAAUGAAGAAGACUCUUUACAUAAUUAUGAGAAUAAUCAGGAAGAGCAAUUACUUGACAAUAUAGAUUGGGAGGAUAAUAAGACAGAAUAUUUACAUGAUUAUAUAAUUUUGGACAAUUUGGAGGAUUACGAAAAAUAUUUACAAGAUAAUGAUAAUGAUUUAACAAAUUCAGAUAAUAAUACAGAGCAGAAUACCUAA